Messenger RNA from Linum tenue, 1757 nucleotides. The record is from the annotation of a GenBank genome assembly. Lineage: Eukaryota; Viridiplantae; Streptophyta; Magnoliopsida; Malpighiales; Linaceae.
CCCCGCCAAAUCUCACCGUUUCGCUUUACUGUUUGAGCUUCGCUGUCUUCUACCAUCCUAAUACAGUAUAAAAACUUGUCUGCAACUGAAUUUUAAAGGGUUUAUGAAAUUUCCGAUCUCCACAGAUUACAGAUGAAGAGAAGGGUUAGAAUUAGCAACUGGUGAUGAUGAUUCGGUCGGCGUUCAGACUAUCCCGUGCAGCAACCACUGUCGUCAAGAUUGCGCAUUCGGGAUUCAACUCUCGCAAGCCAACAACUUUCGCUCCGUCGGCGGCGGCAUCACGGUCGCUUCACGAGAGAGUCACCAGUCCCAAUGCCAACCCAGUUACCAUUCAGAUGAUCGACUACGCUCUCUCCCUUCCACGUGCUCAAAAGUCGGAUGAAUCGUAUGGGGAAGCUAUGCUGGUGCUGGAGCAGUGCCUGGCUUCGCAGCUAAGUGGUGGUGAAGAUUUUGUGUCCCAGAACUCCAAGGGAAUGGUCCUACUCGCCAUGGCCAAUCUCUCGUUUGAAAGGGGGAACUUCAACGAGGCAUUGGAGCAUCUACGGAGAACACAUGAGCUACAGAAGGCAUCUUUGGGUGUUAAAGUUGCUGCCUUGGAAGCUCUUGUUGGACUGAGCUUGGAGUUGGGGAAUGAUGAUGCUUCAUCGGUGCUCGCAGAUAAAUGUUCAGCUCUGUUAGUUUUAGACGAGUUAGCCAGUACCGGUGCUGGUUUAGAGGUUGCAGAUGCUCGUGCAAAGGCACUCAAAGGUUUUGUUGAGUCUAUUCGUGGCAAUUUUAAAGCAGCUGAAUCACACUUUGGAGGAUUACUGGGAAAUGAUGACUGUGUUGGGUCUGCUGCUUUGUCAUAUGGAGAAUUCUUGCACGCCACACGAAAUUUCACAAUGGCAAAGGAAUUGUAUCAGAAGGUUACUGAAGGAGAGGCUUAUAACAAAGAGUUCAAUGACCGCAAUGCAUUAACAGCUUGCAACAUGGCUUCAGAUCAAGUUCAGAUAGCAGCCACUUGUGCCCUGGGACAGCUUGAAGCACACAUGGGGAAAUUUGAUGAUGCGGAAGAAACAUUAACCAAGGCACUGAACAGGGUUGAGUUAUUAUAUGGUCCUCGGCACCCUAGGGUUGGAGUAGUCUUGACUUGCUUGGCACUCAUGUUCCGGCAGAAAGCAACACAAGAGCACUCAAGCUCUCUCUUGAUUCAGGAGGGACUCUAUAGAAGAGCAAUCGAGUUGCUGAAAGUUCCAUCAGUUGAUUCUGAAGUUAAUCAAACAAUGGGAGCUUGGAGGGACAUCGCCGCCCUUGCAAGAGCUGGCUACGCAGAAGCACUUAGUGUCCAAGAUAACAGAAAGAGUGAAGGAGAGAAGAUGAAAAGUUGGGCAGAAGCUCAUUGGAGAAACAGUCGCUUAUCUCUUGCCGAGGCACUCAGAGUCACUGAAUCCUCCAACAGCGUUCCUGUUAUAGAUGCUCGAACUGGUAGAGCUCUGUAACUGUAAGGUCUUGUUUGAUAAGCAAAAGAAUAAAAGCUGGAUGCUGCUGUUGUAGUGUUGUACAUCAAAAUGAUACCAUUAAAGACAUCUAUAUGAACGUUGAAGAAAGAACCUUUUCUGUACUAGUACAUCCUCCCAGAAAGUUGCAUCCUAAUUUGUUAAUCCAAAGUACAAAGGCGAGUCCCUUCUACAGAGGAAUGAAUAUCCAGACCCUUCCCGAUAUAAACUCCAAUCACUUCAAGUAUGCCUUCGUUAAUUAUCAGUUCGACGAUGAAAGUA